Abrus precatorius (Indian licorice) is the source of this 2188-nucleotide messenger RNA. Its product is annotated as pyruvate kinase isozyme A, chloroplastic-like. Gene Ontology annotation, molecular function: potassium ion binding; pyruvate kinase activity; magnesium ion binding. The record is from RefSeq and is a predicted model, not a curated record. Gene Ontology annotation, cellular component: cytoplasm. Lineage: Eukaryota; Viridiplantae; Streptophyta; Magnoliopsida; Fabales; Fabaceae. Gene Ontology annotation, biological process: glycolytic process. Bases 220 to 1968 code for a protein of 582 amino acids. The transcript has 7 exons.
GUCUUUGAAUUAAAUAAUCCCAACGCCUCCAAACCUACUUCUUCGUGGUAAACUCCCCGGUUACUUCUGCAACUAGAAUCCAACACUGGGCGGAGUUUACAACAAAACCCUUUAAACCCCACCUCUAAACCUUCGUAAAGCUCAAAACUUUGGUGCCACAUUUAGAUUCACACCUAGAUUUUCCCCGGAAGAAGCCUCUGUUAACCACUCUUUCUGGCAAUGGUUUUGAAGUCAAUGGUUGCUUCAGCGAGCGAUCUAAGUCUUGUGAGGCAAUCUAGUGUUGCAGGAAACCCUCCACUUGAUUUGAAGAAUCGGGUUUUUGGUGGCACAGUCAUUAACGUCGGAUUUGGUUUCAACAAAGAGAAAUGGAAGAGAAAUCAUGGGGUUAAGGUUUAUGCAGCUGUGCAAGUGGGUGUGGAAGAGACAAAGAGUAAUGUUUUGGAGGAAACUUUUGGGUUGGAUGUGGUUUCAGAGGGAGAGUUGACAGUAAAGGGGUUUGCGGGGAUGAGGAAGACCAAGCUUGUGUGCACUGUUGGUCCUGCUUGCAGCUCAUUGGAGGAUCUUGAAAACUUAGCUUUGGGAGGCAUGAAUGUCGCCAGGCUCAACAUGUGCCAUGGCACUAUGGAGUGGCACCGUGAUGUCAUUAGGAAGAUCAAGAAGUUGAAUGAGGAGAGAGGUUUCUGUGUUUCUCUGAUGAUUGACACUGAAGGUAGUCAGAUUCAUGUUGUUGAUCAUGGAGCUCCUUCUUCGGUUAAAGUGGAGGAAGAUUCGGUUUGGCGGUUUACUGCUGAACAUUUUGAGGGUUCUCGUCCAUUCACCAUUCAAGCAAACUAUCAAGGUUUUUCUGAAGAUAUUGAAGUGGGUGACGAACUUGUUAUUGACGGUGGAAUGGCAUGCUUUGAAGUCAUUGAAAAGAAUGGAAAUGACUUGCAGAUUAAAUGCAUAGAUGCUGGUCUUUUCCUACCUGGAGCCAAAUUUAGCUUCUGGAGAGAUGGAAAGCUUGUGAGGAGGAAUUACAAGCUCCCCACUCUAUCAACAAAGGAUUGGGCCAACAUUGACUUUGGUAUAGCUGAGGGAGUUGAUUUUUUUGCCUUAUCCUUUGUAAAUCAUGCUGACUCUGUUAAGGAUCUGAAGAACUACCUAUCUACCAAGUCAACCAAAUCCAUAAAAGUUUUGGCAAAGAUAGAAAGCUUAGAAUCGCUUCAUAAACUGGAGGAAAUAGUGCAAGCUUCUGAUGGCAUCAUGGUGGCUCGGGGUGACCUGGGAGUCGAAAUACCACUUGAACAGAUUCCUACAGUCCAAGAGGAUAUAAUUUAUGUUUGCAGACAACUAAACAAGCCAGUGAUUGUAGCUUCUCAGCUUCUUGAAUCAAUGGUUGAGUAUCCAACGCCAACACGCGCCGAGGUAGCCGAUGUUUCUGAAGCUGUUCGACAGUAUGCCGAUGCUUUGAUGUUGUCUGGUGAAUCAGCUAUUGGAUCGUAUGGACGUAAAGCUUUGGCUGUCUUGGACAUGACUAGCAGUAGGAUGGAAUCAUGGAGUAGGGAGGAAAACAGAGAGAGUCUUUUAAACCACCAUCAACUUGGAGUAUCAUUGCCAGAAUGCAUCACUGAGCAAAUAUGCUAUUGUGCUGUUGAAAUGGCCAACAACCUUGGUGUGGAUGCCAUCUUUGUAUACACAAAACAUGGAUACAUGGCAUCACUCCUAUCACGCAACCGCCCAAAUCCUCCCAUCUUUGCUUUCACCAAUGAUGACAGUACCCGCAUGGCUUUGAAUUUGCAAUGGGGUGUUGUACCCCUUCUGAUUGAUUUGUCAGAUGAUGCUGAAUCUAACACCUCAAAGUCUGUCCAACUUAUGAAAUCUAAAGGAUUGAUCAGCCAAGGAGAUGUUGUUCUUGUGGUCUCAGAUGUUGCUCCAACUCGUGCCACUCCUAUGGCCUUUCAAUCAAUUCAGGUGAAGACUAUUAUCUAAAAUGCAACGCUGCAAAAUUAUUGAAGGACACGUGUCUGUGUAUUUUCUAGGCUUGGGAUAGGGUAUUCUAUUCUUAGGAGGUGUGUGAUUUACUUUUGGUUUUUAGUUUUUAAAAACUAUAUUGUAAAACGAUUUUCUGAAGACACAAAGUGAAGGAGAGUAAAAAAUUAAAAGUUAUAGUAACACAUGGAAGAACAUGACUAUAAAAAAAUGAAAAUAG